AUGGGCCUCUUUCGCAUGAGGGCAGAACAGCAAUGGUGGAGCUCGAACGCGUCUGUGAAACGCCUGACAAAGAAGCUGUUGCACUGCUGGGCCCAGCAUGUUGAAGUGGGAGUAGAGGAGAGCAUGAGGUUGAAGUGUCCAGAUCCGACACUGGAAACCCGAAACCACCCGUUUACGGUUGCUUCUCGGAGGAAGGGUUCGAAAGCUCUGCAGUUGGCCUUGAUUCAGCGAUUCACCUGCAAAGGGGGGGGAUUUGUCAGCACAAAAAACGAGCUUACUUUGAGUGCACUCGGAGUAGUCCAGAAGGGCUCUACGUUAGGGUCACGGACAAGCUCGGAAUAUGUUGCACGGGCACUCGUGGCCACCUGUGGCUUCUGCACGGAGUACAUUGCCUCUGCCAGGCUCAAGGUUCUUUCGAUCAUUCUUCGCCUCAAUGGCCAUCAUUUUGCGGCCCCGACACAAUUACUUCCAGCAGGGGGAGAUCCUGACGAGACAGAGGAAGCCUUGAAAAGCUUCACUGAGGCUUUGAAAGUGGCCGGUGGGGCAGCAAAGGGAGAACGUGUUGAGGUACCAAAGGGCAGCUUCAAUUGGAAACAAUACCGUCAGGCAACCAAAGCAGUGCUGGCGGGUGUUGCCAACAGCCUGAGAAAUUGCUUUCCUGCAGGGUGGAGCAUGAAGAAAUGUGUUCCCCCCAACUUGCUGACACCUGCUUCAACUGGUUGUGACCGAGUUUCCCUGGCUGAUUUGGAGAAAGCUACGUUUGAUCGACCCAAGACCAUGCACUUUUUCUUCAAUUACGAUUUCCGAAGUUUUCAGGCAACGCCCCAGUUUUACCAGCAUGAAGACUUUCACAGGCUGAUUUUCAGCGCUGACGAAGGGACGGAGGGCUUCCUGGGGUUUCUUCAUUUGGCGAAUUCCGGCGUCUACACGCUCAUGUGGCCUGAUAUCUUUCACCGAAUCAACCGACGAGUUGCCCAAGCUUUGAACCACCCUUCCUGCGAAGAGGUCAAGCACUUGCUGAAACAGGCAAUGAAGCUUUUUCGAUUCUCACGGGCACCUUUUGCUACAGGACGAUUCGGACAGAUGAUCUCUGAGGCUCGCAGGGACCUCCUGCAGGCGGUGGUUGCGGGGAAGGUGGAUGACCUGGUGGACAUGUGGUUGUCUGGGGUUGCCCGCGAUCGAGGGGUUGCUGUCCUGGCUGAUGAUUCCAACCAAGACAAACUGCGAAGCGUCAUUGCUGUCUUCAGACCUCUUCGUGCGUACUUAGGAGUCCUUGAUUCUGAUAUGCAGCGCAAACCUACCGCCUCGGUGCACCAUGCCUUGUACCUAGCCAGUGGAAGGGCUCACCACAAGCUCUUGUCGUCGACCUUGUCAGACAGCACCUCCCAGAAGACCCUUGGCUAUGUGGGUGCGCUGGAGGAGGAUGAAGAGGGGGCAGAGAAACUGGGAGUUCAUGCGUCUCUUCUCUUGUCAGUUCUUGGAGCGCUCUGUGACCUUGAUGUUACUCACGUCUCACUUCCUUGGAAGGUUGCAUGUGGGUUUGACCAGAGUCUGAUGCCUGGCCUGCUGGAGUAUAUGGAAGCCGAAUGGUGCUUUGUGAUUUCGGUGGUGGACCACCAGGACCCGAAGGAUCAGCUAUGGAAACUGCUGAGCCACACACGCUGGCAGGUGUACCGGGAUGUAAUGACAAAAGCUGAGCACUUCAACUUUCGCUUUCCUGUUUUGGCAGCUGGAGAUCCCGAUGCCAAACCCUUUAUGGAUACCAUUCGGGCUGUCAUGGGCAUCACCUCGGACACUGAAGAUGAGACUGCCGGUGCUACUGAUUCCUUGCUGUCAUCAUUGCAUUCAGAACUCGCCUUCAACGACAUGAGAGAUGCCUGUCGCAGGCAUAGCAAGAAAGAACGGCAACAAAGUUCUUCUUUCCACUGUGUGGCAAUGAAGUCUGCAUCCACUAGGUCGAGUGGAUGCAAGCAGGUUGAUGUCCAAGAUUCCGAUUGGGCAACCCCUAUUCCAAGAAAGGAAAUUCAAACUUCAGUCCUUUCAGCUCUGCGUUUGUCAGAUCGAGCACUAGGCAUACCAACUACUGGACUCACGAAGUGCAAGGCUCCUUCGUUGACCAAGCCUCAUAUUCUUUGUCAAAGACUUGGUUUACUCAAGUGUUUGCAGAAGGUUUUCGAGCAAAGCAAAGGGACUGUCGAAGAACGAAGGGAUGCCACCGUGAAUGCAUACCACGACUUGUGGCUGAGCAAGGUGGUGGGAGAACAUGCCUUCAUCAGGGAGAUCAGCUCAAAUGGGGGCAACACCAAUCAUCCGGAGUUGGUUCUUCGUGCAGGACCUUUCACAGUCUUGACCAUUGGUGUGACCCCUGCUUCUUCCGAUGCGCCUGAGACCUACAACCUUUGCUUGCCCACGCAGGAGAAAAUCGUGAAAUCUUUGGAGGACUUUGAGAUGGCCCCAGCAGAACCCGUGGUUGCGCCUGGGACUGGGACUUUGGCUUUCCGAGCUAAAGGAGAUUACCUGCCCUUGGCCAAUUUUGUUGCAGAACAUUUGAUUUUGCAAAUUGGUGCAGGGGUGUUGCGCAGUCUUUGCGCUCGCAUGAAGAUGAAGAAAGCAGGGAACCUCACCCACAAACUCAGGGUAGAGCUCUUUUUGAAGACGCUGGGGUAUGACGAUCAGUACGUCCAGUCGGUUCUUGACCAAAUUCGUGACAGACCACCUCGCAAGAGAAAAGCUGCAGGCAACAAAGAAGGUGACGAUGAGGAACCUAGCAACAUAUAUAGCUUCAAACCAUCACAUUCAUGUAUAACAUAG
This is a messenger RNA of Cladocopium goreaui, 2811 nucleotides long. NCBI's taxonomy places the organism in Eukaryota, Dinophyceae, Suessiales, Symbiodiniaceae. The record is from the annotation of a GenBank genome assembly.